CGUAUAGGUGACCGCCUUCCCAAACCCUUAAAUAUGCAGAGCCUUGGGACACUUUCCCCAACUACUUCGUAUCCUUGUCCCCCCCUUGCAUUUGGUUUUUUCGUUCCUUACUGAUCUAGUUCGCGCGUCAUGUCAAUUUAUUCGAAUUGUUCAAUGGGAUCCGACUCGGAGAGGGUACAGCCAUCUGGCACCCACAAGAUUCACUACAACGCUCUAAGCGACUAUGAUUUUAUGCUCAAGACAUCAAAGCCCAUCGAUAUCUCUCUGGCGCUACCACACUAUCGUGCGCGUAAUCAGCCAGUAGAUCAUCGUUUGGCCAUGUUUAUCAGUACCGAGACGUCACCGAUCAAGCUCAAAGUUUGCCGUGCCAUACCUCGUUGCAAGUUUUUCCUUGAUAUCCGAACCACCGCUUCCAACGUGACCGUUUGGUUGCCCUCGGAUUUUCGAGGUCACAUUCGUUGCUCGGGCACGCCAUCUUUCUCAGCUGGUUUUGUCAACCGCAUGAUUGCAAAUGUCCGCGUGAAUGAAGCAAUGUCAAUGGAUGACAAUUGGGAUUGUGACGAAGUAUGGGUCGAUACCUGCGGCCUGGUGACGUUCAGGAUGUGGGAUGUUCACACAAACGCUCCAGAAAGCCAGCCCAAAGAAACGUUGAAACGCAUUUUUUGUUCGACUUCUAAGAAAUUACCGGAGAGGAAUUUUAAUUGGGAUUUUCUUCUUGAGGAUUGAGAGUUGGGUUGUGUUGAUUAUUUCGUCGCUCUUUUCGCUUUCUGACUUCAUUCGAACCCUACACACUUCUUACACGCUGACUGUUAAUGGAUUGGUCUUUAGGUUACCACUCUUU
This is a messenger RNA of Suillus fuscotomentosus, 841 nucleotides long. RefSeq lists its product as uncharacterized. The transcript has 3 exons. The record is from RefSeq and is a predicted model, not a curated record. Bases 130 to 726 code for a protein of 198 amino acids. Lineage: Eukaryota; Fungi; Basidiomycota; Agaricomycetes; Boletales; Suillaceae.